GUAUUGGAAAAAAAAAAAAAAAUCAUCUAGAGUUGUGUACGAAGGUGGGUACGUUUCCUAGGCUUUUUCUCUUCCCUGUAAGGCUUCGGAUACAUCUACAUCCAAACACCCCCUCGAUAAAGUCUCCGUUCGUAUCCCACCGGAGAAACCUCUCGCUCUCUUCCCAGAUCACCUCUCUCUCUCUCUCUCUCUCAAAAUGGCCUCCUCCCUCUUCACCGGCUUCAAAUACUCCGACAGCCUCACCGUCGUCUGCAUCUCCCUCUUUACCGCCUUACUCUGCGAAGCCAUCUCCUGGCUCCUCAUCUACCGCACCACCUCCUACAAAUCCCUCAAGUCCUCCAUCGACAAAGCCUCCAAAAAGCUCGAAACCAUGAAGACCGACACCCCAACCAACCCCUCCUCCAAACCCCUCCUCAAAAAAUCCAAGACCAAGAAAAUCGACCGCGUCGAGUCCUCCCUCAAGGAGUCCUCCCGUGACCUCUCCCUCUUCAAGUUCAAGUCCGGCGCCGUCGUCGCGCUCGUCCUCUUCGUUGUCUUCGGAUUGCUGAAUUCGCUGUUCGAGGGGAAGGCGGUGGCCAAGAUACCGUUUGUCCCGAUUCGGUUGGUGCAGAAGAUGAGUCAUAGGGGGUUGCAGGGGGAGGACAUGACGGAUUGCUCGAUGGCUUUUCUCUACUUCUUGUGCUCGAUUAGUAUUAGGACGAACUUGCAGAAGUUUCUGGGGUUUUCGCCGCCGAGAGGGGCUGUUGGGGGCGGGCUCUUCCCCGUGCCCGAUCCGAAAACCAGUUGAUCGGGUCGGAUCCGAUGAUCUGCGUUUGGAGUAAAUAUUCAAUGCCCCUGGCGUGUCAUCACGUGGUGCCGCAGGCCCUUUCCCACUGCAUAUUGCAGUGGGAUCCACACACCUUGCCUUGGGUCCCACCGCACAUUGUGGCGGGGAAAGGCCUGGGCACCACAUGGCUGUGGCCAAGGGCAUAGGAUAAUUUUUCCGACUUUUGGUUCUGUAGCUUGUUGUUUUUGAGUAAUGCUACCAUAGCAACUUUAAAACAUAACUUUGCAUACGACUGUGGUUUAAAGUUGUGUUUCUAGUACUUUUUUUUCAUUCUUUAACUUAGUUUUGGUACAAGCAAUGAUAUGGACAUGUAUUUUAAACAUGAUUCGAGGGCAGCUGUGUUCGAAGCGGAUCGAUGCUCAUGAGCUCACGUGUAUCGAAUUGUUUUGGAUACAGUUGGGUCAGGAGUCGUGUUUUAAAGCUGUGUUGCUGGACUUUUUAUUUUGAUAUUGGUUGUGGAUUUUAUAAUGGCUACUUGAAUGGUUUUGAUGCAAA
This is a messenger RNA of Rhododendron vialii, 1321 nucleotides long. RefSeq lists its product as uncharacterized. Gene Ontology annotation, biological process: endoplasmic reticulum calcium ion homeostasis. The transcript has a single exon. Gene Ontology annotation, cellular component: cytoplasm; endoplasmic reticulum membrane. Gene Ontology annotation, molecular function: calcium channel activity. Bases 197 to 787 code for a protein of 196 amino acids. The record is from RefSeq and is a predicted model, not a curated record. Lineage: Eukaryota; Viridiplantae; Streptophyta; Magnoliopsida; Ericales; Ericaceae.